Molecule: messenger RNA, 14151 nt
Organism: Varanus komodoensis (Komodo dragon)
Lineage: Eukaryota; Metazoa; Chordata; Lepidosauria; Squamata; Varanidae
Gene: ATF2
Product: activating transcription factor 2
Exons: 14
Coding region: 10014-11534 (506 amino acids)
Biological process (GO): regulation of transcription by RNA polymerase II
Molecular function (GO): cAMP response element binding; DNA-binding transcription factor activity, RNA polymerase II-specific
Source: RefSeq, a predicted model, not a curated record
CCUGACCCGGGCAGGGGGGGCGGAGUGAAGAGCAAACGAGAAAGAAAGAGAUGUGUCAGUGAGUUCCCGCGAGAUGUGACGGAAGCCUGUGGGGGACCUGGGCUUUAAUGUGCGGCUCCGCCGGCGGUCGUGAGGGAUUUUUUUGUGGAAAGAAAAAGGAUGGAAGAAACGGUGGGAAAACACAGGAGGGUUGCAAGUGGAAGACAGUGUCUGGACCUCCAGUAAAAUUCCGUGAAUAAGGCAGGGUGCUGGCAUGAUAAAUGCACCCUUAAGCGGUUCCUGCUUUUAAAUUUUGUUUAUUACUGUGUGUUGUGUCUUUUUGCUGCUGUUUCUGUGUUUUAUGGAGGGAUUUGUUUAGUCAUUACAUUAUUUAUUAACUUGGAACUCUUUAGAGAGAGAGUAAGAUACAGAUGUUUUGGAAUAAAUGGGGGUAGGGGUGUACUGUGUACUCUGAAGCAGGUGUGCCCAGAAUCUGAGAAAUCUGAAGGGUUUCCUAGGCAGACAAGUGAAAAACAGUUUUUGAAGGUGGAAAAUUUGAAAUCCAUUGGCCUACUCCAAUUUUCAUAUAUAUGUUUGAUCCAAAAUGAACUUGUUCAGAUGAACUUUCCUUAAGCAUUUCAUGCCCCUGGCAGUGUCUUGAGGAAUAUCCUUGUUGAACUAAACAUGCAAAAGAAAAUUGUUUUGGAUAGCCAAUACAUCUUACUAGAAAUGUCUUCAAGUCGUAUUCAAGAAGUAAAUCUAAAUGAGUAGUGUGCUUUUGAAAAAGCAAAGAUUUACAAAUAAGGAUUUUUUUUCAGAUUGAGAACAGCAUCGAAAUAUAUUUUAAAUAGGCAAGACUCAGGUUUACCAUUAUUGUAGUAGAAGAGUGGUGAUAUUUACUUUAUUUACUUAUAAAGUUUAACCAACACUCUGAGGAGUUGCAUAUCUGGAACCGGUGUGAUAUAGUGGCUUAGUAUGUUGGGAUCUGACAAGGAAUUGAAUCCACAUUCAUCCAUGAAACGUUGUUAGUUAUCUAGACUGAAAGUAAUUGACUUAAUCCAAUUCAUAAGGUCAAGCCCUAGAGAUAAAUUCCUUACCAAUUGAAAUUUAAGAGAAUCAGGAGAAAACUUCAAGUUUGCUUGCAAAUAUCUGUUCUAGAGCAAUAAUGUUUAUAAUGUAACUGUAUGCAGCAAGAGGUGCAGGUAAAAGUCAGUUGGUGAACAAAUUGAACCUACUUCUUAGUAAUAUACAAAACUAAAUUCAAAUGUUAAUUGUAAGUUUAUGACUAUAUGAGGAAAGUCCAGGAAUUAAUUUGGUUUAGGGAACAAUCCUAUGGACUGUAGGCAGCUUCUGAAGGGCCAUAGGUUAGUUUGGAUUCCUAGAUCUGAGGCUGAAGACAAUGCUUUCACCUGAGAGCUGGGAAUUAGAGCUCUAGUCCCUUGCCCCUGCACAGUGAGCACAAAACAAGCUGUUUCAGCCACUCUCUGAGGUCAAGCAUGCAAUCUCAGAGAAGUAAAAGUAGACAUUUUGGGGGAGGGGAGGCACUUCUGUGCUCCAGCCACCUUCUUUCCCUCUGCAAGAUUCUCUAAAUAGACAACUAAAAAAGCCUGUUUAGCACAGAGUGCAGGAUAAAAGGACAAGGAGGUGAAGAUUGACUCUGCUCUACCUGCUCUGCAUAAGAUGCCCAUAAGACACUUUGUUCAAAGACUGACAGUCAUUGCAAGCCAAAUACACACUCAAUCCAUUUUGAAGCAUACUUGCUAUCUCAAGAUUUGAAUUUAAAACUUUCAUUCAGUAUUUCACAACAUCCACUCUGUAUGGUGAGCUUUAUUUGAAACCAAGUUAAUGUCCCAUUACAAAUCAUGGGGAAAGAGCAGUAGGAUUUAAAAUCAAUAUUAUUUCUUUACUUUACUCUCCAGAAGCAUAUGCCACGAGUGGUACUGUUUUGGAUACUGGAAUUUGGGAUUUAUGCUGAAGCAGACAUUUGAAGUUUUUUAAAACUGUUACUGAAGAAGACUAUCCAGUUGAAACUGUUGGGGAAGCAACAACAUUAAAUUCAGUUUCACUGUAGUGUUUGCCUGUCAUUAUGGUGUUUAUAUACAUUUCUUUAUGACCAUUGUAUAAUCAAUUUCUAUUUACCAAUUGACUUUUACCUGCACUCUUUGUGCAUUUUUACUAAGGUUGUAUAUAUUUUUAGAAAGCUUUGUACACACACACAUUGUUCUAGUAGUGGUAUUUGCAUGCAACAUUUGCAAUUCCUUCUUCCUCUCAAAUCCCUCUCAGAAGGUGGUUUGAGACUAACUAUAUACAUACUGUAUUGAAUUCCUAGGAAGGGGAAUAGAAAUGGGAUGAAUCUAAUAGCCCACUGGUACAGAUUUGCUUUUCUGAUUCUAUUCUAACUGGUGCAAAUUAAACUUGAUAUCUGGGGUAGCAAUGCCAUUCUCUACCUUUCAUGCAAUAAAAACUUUUUUUUAAAGUUGCAAAGAGACUGUGGUUGUGUUCUUUAUUCCUCAGCCAGUAAACAGCUGCAGGGUGCCAAGUUAUCACUAGCCACUAUCACUAGCCUCUGAGAAGACUGUUACACAGGAGAAGAGUUGUUCCCCAAAGGUGGAUGUUUUAAUUUUUUUUGAGCCAGGAACAAUAGCUAGUGCAGACAUUAGGGGAUGAGUUGUGAACUUGUACUACCUCUGGUAUCUGUACUUGAAGCUGUACUACAAGUAUAGAUUGGGCAGUAAAACAUUCUCUUUGCUCAAGUUUAAAACACUUUAAAAAAUCAUGCUAUAUGUCAAAGCAUGGAAAGUGAUUGUAGUCACUGAUUGUAUUUAAGUAGAAAGUAAUGUUUUUAUUGGUUGGUGUUUGGGGCACUUGAUUGGCUUUGUUUGCAUGAACAGUGCUGCUUGUUCUUUGAGUGUAUAAAAAGCAUUUUUGGAAAACUACAUUUAGGUUUUGUUUUGGUCUGUGGAAAUGACCUUGAAAAAAACCUUUUACCUACAACCACCCACCUGCAAAAUCCAAAACGUAAUGGUGAUCUUUUAAUCCCCCACCCCUUUAUCUCAUGGGGAAUGCUGUCUGAGCUUGCUUACAGCAUUUCUGUCUAUUGCACUAUGUUUUAUCUUCAAGUAUCUUUCUACUUUUCUUCUAUAUCACUGCUAUGCAUCUGGGGAGAGGGUUGUUGUUCACUGUAUGGUGUGAUGGGGUAUUCAUAAUUGUGCAUUGUUUCUUUAGUUCCUCCCAGGAAAGCAGGGAUCACCUCAUUUUCUGAAUGUUGCUUCCUCUUACUUCACACACAGUUCCUUCUCUGCCUCAUUCAAGACUGUCAUCUAACAAGUUUUCUCACCAAUUUUCCUCAUAAAACACCUUUUAUGACUUUUACUUAACACUUUUUAUUAAUAUUUCUUAACCCAGCUUCCUUCAUAUCUCUGAACUGAUAACUCUGAUAGAAAGGGGAACGAUGCCAUCAAAAAAGUCUGGACAUCAUUAGGGCCAUCAAGAUUCCAAGUUUGUGCCAGCAUGUCUCCUCACAGAGCUUGCUAGACUCUUGCUUUCCUGGUUACCAAGCUGCUGGAUUUCCUAAGCAUCACAGUCAUGCUACUGUACCUCGGCAGGAUAGAAACCAACACUAGGACCAUGAAAUUGUAGUUCUCUCCCCAAAAUCAGAAGCAGCCAUGUUCAAAAUGGUGCAUUGGUGCACUCUGAACAGCCUGUCAACCAGAGUUUUAUGAUUUCUGAGGCCUCCAACACCAAAUUGGCCCUGGCAGAGGAUACCACAGCCAACACCUGGAGUUAGCAUUGUAGGAAGAUCACAGCAAUGCCUCAGAUAGUGGACAUAUUUUUUUCCAACUGGAAUCUCCCUACCAAUUCCAGGCAGUGCUUUCUCCUUUAAGUCUAUUCAGACAUUCAACAGCUGUAGAUCACAAGGCCUAAUGCUUUUAGGGUAACACCCUGCUCCUCCUUCAGUUAGGAUCAAUUUCAGAUCAGUGAAUAUACUGACCAAAUCCUUGGCAGGCAUUUCUCAAAGCAGUCCAGAGCAGCUACUCUGAGGAAAUGAUCAAUGGCAUCACCUCCCUUUAUUCUCCACCUUCUCUCUCUCUACCCAUAAUAUGGUCUAAAUCAGCAAUGGGGAAUAAACAGUCUGUUAAAGGGAGAGUGCCGAAGCAAGCAAAAAUUCACCAUCUCAGGAACCACCAUUAAUUUUGUGGCAGAAUCUGACCAAGUCACCCGUUUCUCUUGUCCAGCAGUUAUUCCCUUGUGCGUGUCCCUAUAGAUAAUUAAAGCUAUUCUUCUCAUUGAAAUCUAUCAGAUCAGGAAGUAAGAGCUGAUCAGACUCAGCUCAAACUGAGUAGCCUUCUAAAGAUCACCUGUUUAACUUGUUCCUUUUGCACUCAGAAGCACUGGCCUUUGUAGGCUUCAACUCCCUUUCAGAGGAGGAACCUAUUCCCUCCUCAGCAGCUACCUCCAGAGGAGAGUCAACCUUUCCAGAAACCAAGGCAACAAACAGGGAAGUUCCUUGACCUUCUCUUUUCAAGAAGCUGGUGGGCUGCUGUGGUCCAAGGGCAUUGACAUAGUGCAAAAAUUUCUACUCCCUUCCAUAGAAAGUAGUGGAAAAACUUAAGAUGCUCCAUCUAGAUCCUCACUGAUGGCUCUUCUUUCAGGAGCGAUCACUUUCCAAGAAGGUGACAUCUCAGUCAAGGAUCCUAAUGGGAAGCAUGCAGAUUUGCCCUUCAAAGAGUUCACAAAUCAGCUUUACUAGCCUUCAGAGCAUCCUCCGCUUUGUCACUCAUUCCUCAUGCACUCAUUAUUUGGAUGGGGGACUUGCUUAAUAAUCCUAAUUUAGACUGCAGAACCUUGCACAGAGGGCCUCUUUAAUUGCAUGAUGCACUAUUCAGAAUGCUGUUGUCUAUUCUGCCAGGGUGAUAGCUGUCUCCAAGCGGUUCAUGUAGCUAAAACACUGGAAUGCUGACACAAUUGCAAGGGCUAAUCUGGCCAUGGAAGCUUGUCUCUUUGGUGAAGAAACAUUCAAAACUUGAAGAAAAAUGGAUAGGAAGAAAGCAGUGUUGUCAUCUCCAGGUCCUAUCCCUUUUCUUCCUCUAGAAGUUUUAGCAGGUUCAAAGACAUCAGGUCCUUCAGAGACUUCAGGUCCUUCUGAUUUUUUUGUAUUGUGCUUCAUCCCAUAGGGCCAUCAGGGAACCACCUGUUCCAAUAUUGUACAGGUAUCCCAAUCCACUCACUAGGAGUUUUGAUAGGAAUCAAUCCCAAGUGGAGAGUGCAAGAGAACCUUCUCAUUGUUCUCAUCCAAGAACAAUGGCUAUAGACCCUAAUUCACAAGGGUUAUCCCAUCAAAUUAUCCCAUAAGCCAAGAGACAGAUUUUCUCCCUUCUCUGCCUCCAGCUCCCUCACAGAUUAAGUUAUGUCACAAGCUAUUCAACAUCUUAUGGACAUGAAGGCAGUAGAGCCAUAGAACUGUUCUGAAGCAUUUAUUUUCUUCAUUAUCCCAAGGAAGGAAGAGUCAUAGUGAUCCAUUUGGAUGUAAAACACAUAAACAACUGUGUGACAUAUCACAAAUUCAGAAAGGAAACCUUCCAGACCAUGCAAGGAGCCCUCCCAUCAGGUUUAAUAUUUAGCCUCAGUAGAUGUCACAGAGGCCUGCUUGUACAUUCCUAUUGUUCUGCUCCACAGGAGAUUCCUUCUUUUAGCAGAAUAGACACUUUCAAUGCUGUGCUCCCCCAUUUGGCCGAGCCUUAGCCCUGAGUCUUUAAACGGAUACCAAUGAAAACCUUUUUCUACCUUCCAGCCAUCCAUUUAUACUGCUGUCUGGACAAUCACCCUCACCAGCACCUUCUUUCUUCAAAGCCAAAAAUUACCUUUCAUGCCACUCAAGCAUGACUCAGAUCAUGGUUUCUUAAUGGUCAUCAGUAAGGGCCUGACUCUGCCAAAGGGAUUGAUUCAUCUAGGAGCACUUAUAAACAUACUGGCUCCAUUUCUCUGUCUCCAGAAAGAAUCUAAAACUGAUCUUAGAGCAGUGGAUCUCAAGACCCUAGCAUACCUUUUAUGACUUAAUUGCCCGUACUCAGAUUCUUCCAUUGGCAAGAUUUCACUCUCAUUCAUUACAGUGAUUAUUCCUACCUUACCCUCAAAUGCUACAGAUUAAUUUCAGUUCUCUCCCCUGUCCACCCCAUAUUCACUACAUCUCUCAUUGGAUGGGAAGCCUGUUCCAGUUUCCACAAAUGAAUCCCCCAAGAAUAACAAUAAUAUCAGUUUUAAUGGGUGGGGGCACUGUUACAAUCUGAUAGCCCAAGAUUAGUAGUCAUCUAUAGAAGUCAGCCACAGCCUCAGUUAACUAGAACUGUGAAUAUAUUAUCUAGCACUUGCCCACUUUCAUCAUCUCCCAUGGGGCUUCACAUCCUUAUAGGGACAGUAUCUCCAUAAUGGGCCACAUAAACCAGCAAGGAAUGUCUUAUUCCAAGUCACUUAAACAAAACAAAACAAGCUUCUCUUUGGUUGGAGUGAUCCAUUCUUUUGCUCAGACUGCUACAUCCAAGGGAUACUGAAUGUGACAGUAGGCUCUCUCAGUAACACACUGAUUUAGGGGACUCAGUCUUCAGUGUUAAAGCUUUCACCAAACUUACCACCACUUCAGCCAUCUGACAGUAGACCAUUUCACGUGCCUUAAAAUAUCAGAAGCUACAUUAGUUGUUCUCCUACUUCCACUCUGGCAAGGUAGGAAGCUUGCAGUUUCCACUAACAUCUCUGAUGAUGAGAGUUUUUCACAAAAAUAAAGCAAAUCAUCAUUGUCCUCAUGGCCCCACGAUGUUCAAGAUGUACAUGGUGCUCCAGAAUGCUAUAGCUAGCUCAGACAAAUUUCUGAUUCCUUUAAAGCAACAUGAUCUCCUCACUCACUUUGUCAUCUAGAUGCACGCUGGCUAUAUGUAGCAGCAUAGCAACUGAGCAGCAAAAAUUCCUGAGACUAGACUACUCAAAACCGGUCAUUAAUGCUCUUCGGUAUUCUAGGAAUCAGUCAUCUGAAUAUAUCUAUAAAGCAACCUCGAGGGCUUUUAAUUCAUGGUACAAACACUAAACAGUGUACCCUUUCAAGGCAAGCUUCAUUCACUUCCUUUACUUACUCCAAGCAGGUUUGGACAUGAGCCGUAAGUUUAAAGAGACAGACAUAAUCUUUUUCCCCAAUCUUCUUCUGACCUGGAUAUCACCAGUGUUGAUACAUCCCUGACUAAAGUGCUUCUUAAUAACUGCUUUUCUCAGCUUUCUGGAAGUGCAUAGAUUUCCAUCAUGGAACCUACACACAGCCCUAAAAGUUCUUGCCAACGUCCCUUUUGAACCAGUGUGUCAUUCUGGUGUCUGUCUUUUAUGGUGGCUUUCCCCAUAGCCUCCUCUUCAGCCAGAAGUGUUCCUGAGUUGGGAGUCCCCUCUUUCUGAAACCAUUUGUCACUGGCAGCACAGUAAUGCACAGACCCUUCAUGCCAAAAAAAGGUCCGUGUUUCACCAUUCCCAAGUUGGCCUUUCCAUCUUUCUGUUCAUAUCCUUCUUACUUAAAAAGCAAUGGCACAGAUUUAAUAUCUGCAGGACUCUAAAGAUGUAUAUGCAUAGAACCAAGGAUCCAAGCUUCACAGUCUCAUUAUUUGUGUCUUUCCAUCCAACAUCACUAGGUAAAAAGGCCUCCAAGGAGCAAGGUUUGCAUCAUGCUAGUCUGUGAUGUAGAGUACAUUCUUAUCUAAUGGCAGACUCCAUCAGGACUGCUCCUUUUCUAUAAACGCUCCUCUUUCAGAGAUCUGUAGAGCAGCUAGCUACGUGGUCACCACCUAACUUUCACAAGGCAUUGCAAAUUGGAUGCAUGUGACUCAGCUGAAACAGUCUUCAGCAGGAGGAUGCUCCAGUGAUAGUAUCCCUUUUUGAGGUCAGUUACACACACUUCCUAAUCAAAUUGAACUUUAGCAUGUCUCAGUCUUUGGAAUACUUUCUCACACCAUGCACUUAAUGUGAAGGUCUUUUUUGGUAUGAUAGGAUGGAGUUGUCCAACCCCACCCUUCAUGGGUGACUGAUGGAAUACCAACUGAUGUGCUUCUCCGGAUACAACACCCUUACCACAUGACUUGUGUCUGUUGUGAGUCCAUUUAUCCUCUUUCAACUCUCAGGGUUCUCUCACAAUAAUUACUGCUUCACCUCUGUCCUCCUGUUUCACCUUGCUCAGCCUUGGAAGGAACUGGGGGUGGAGCUAGAGGAAACAACACUAAAAAAUCACAAUAAUGCAGUCCCUACCUUUUUGGACUCCUUUAUCACACCAUACCAAAAUGGAACAUCUUUGUAAUCUUCAGUGUCUCAUUUAGUUUUCAUUUCAACAGUGCUAUAAUUUAUUUAUUCAAGUGACAGAGUAGAAAACAAGGAAUUUAUGUUGAGGGCACUGAGCAUCCUUUUUGAUAGUACCCAGAGUUUAGCUUUUCUUGUAUGCCUCCAGUGAAGUAGUAGCUGUUCAUUUCUAAAUGCUCUUGGAAGAAAUAGUUUACCUAGACUCAUUUCAAUCUUGGUAACCUCCCAGUUGGAUUACUGCAAGAGCAGGCAACUAUUUUGCCCACAGAUGCUAUAUAUGGUGCUGGCUGGUUGACUGGGGACCAUAUGCAUGCAUGUUUACUAACACUUCCUUUAUAGCAAUUUUAAUAUGCAGGGAGAUUUAAAUCUUCCUUCCUUUUGUGCUGAGAUCUCCUCAUGUGUUUUCCUACUGCCCAGAAAUAGCUUUUUUCCAGUGUCCAUUACAGGGAGCAGUGAUGCUCUCAAAGCAUACCAUUUCAAUGGGUAGGAAAGCAAGCUAGUUUGUUUCUUGUGCAUUGGCCUUGCCGUUUAAAAACAGGCCGUGUAGAGCAGAAUAUUGAUGGGGUGGGUAGCACAUGGGGUGAGUCAUCCUUGUCUACCACCCUCUUCAUCGUCAUAAUACUCACCUGGGUAACAGAAGAAAAUUUUGUGGCCAUCACAGCUUGUGCAUGUUGAAUAGAAGGUGGCCUGCCCAUAUGUGAUUUCCUGGAAUGCAUUAUGUGUGCAUAUGUUAUGCAGCAUAAAGUGUUCCUACAAAAGUGGCUGGAAUAGGUAGUGAUCUCUGUUAAGACUUGUUUGUUUCAUAGAUGUUAUAUUUUUCACAUCCAGAUAAGAAAAGGUUUUGCAUAACUCAUCUACAAGGGAAAGCUGUGUUUAUAUUAUUUCUUGUGAACAGGGUGGUUUUCUGGAUAGUGUUCACAUGAGUAGCACAUAGGAAGAGACUUCAAAUUAAUUUCAAGAAAAAGCUAGCUGAGGCAGUCACUGAUGGUUUGCAUGUGAUAAUAAUGCAAAGUAUGGGUUGCCACUGAUUCAUGGGUAGCUGUUGAAUCACAGGUGGUUGUUUCAUAUGAACCCUGCAUUGUGGUUUAAUUAUGGAUUUUUAACAAUCCAUAAAAGGAAUCUGUGCUUUGUUGGGAUGUAAUCUCUAGGUUGAUUGUGGCUAACAACACAUAGUGUAAUCUUUGCAUGUGAAGUCAACCCAUGACUGAGAAAUUCAUACGCAACCCUUAUUCUGGAUAGUCAUUAUAUGUGAACCAUGUUGUUAUCUCUGAAGAUCAGUGAAGAGAAUAAUGUUCUCCAGUAAGCAGGUUUCAUUGUCUCUAGAUAUAUGCAUGAAUAAAUGUAAUGUGUGAACUACAUUUCACAGAUAGCAGUGGUUCUGUGAUCACAAUUGCUGGAGAAAAUUCCAACAUGAUCAGGGAAUUUUCCAUAUCCACAUUUACCUGCUUACACAUGUCCCUUUAGCCAGGGGUUGUUAAGAAAACUCAUAUUGCAAAAUUGCCCCAAUCACAGUACUUUUGUGAAGAUAAUUUAUAGAAAUAUGUAUUAUAAAUUCCAAGCUUUUCGGGUAGGACAGGAAAACAAUAAUUUAAUCAUUGACUUUCCUCUUAAUUUGCAGAAGCACUGUCAUGAAAAGGAAGCUAUAAUAAGUUAUUCACCGUAUGAAUUUUGGCUUGCACGUGAAAUCUGCCAGGUAAUUCAAGGACCUGUAGAAUAUGAGUGAUGACAAACCAUUUUUAUGCACUGCCCCUGGAUGUGGACAGCGUUUUACCAACGAGGAUCAUUUGGCUGUCCAUAAACAUAAACAUGAGAUGACACUGAAAUUUGGUCCAGCUCGUAAUGACAGUGUCAUUGUGGCUGAUCAGACCCCAACACCAACUCGAUUUCUGAAGAAUUGUGAAGAAGUGGGUUUAUUCAAUGAGCUAGCAAGUCCUUUUGAAAAUGAAUUCAAAAAAGCUUCUGAAGAUGAUAUUAAGAAAAUGCCUCUAGACUUAUCACCUCUUGCAACACCAAUUAUUAGAAAUAAAAUUGAAGAGACUUCAGUUGUUGAGACAACUCACCAGGAUAGCCCCUUACCUCAUCCAGAGUCCACUACCAGUGACGAAAAGGAAGUGUGUCUGCAGCAGACUGCUCAGCCUACAUCCACAAUUGUUCGGCCAGCUUCUCUACAGGUUCCUAAUGUGUUGCUUGCAAGUUCUGACUCAAGUGUCAUUAUUCAGCAAGCCAUCCCUUCACCAACUUCUAGUACUGUCAUUACGCAAGCUCCAUCCUCCAAUAGGCCAAUAGUACCGGUGCCAGGUCCUUUCCCCCUGCUGUUGCAUCUUCCUAAUGGACAAACCAUGCCUGUUGCUAUUCCUGCCACGAUCACGAAUUCUAAUGUGCAUGUCCCAACUGCAGUUCCACUUGUUAGACCUGUCACCAUGGUGCCUAGCAUCCCAGGAAUUCCAGGUCCUUCUUCUCCACAACCUGUGCAGUCAGAGGCAAAAUUGGGAUCGAGGACAUCUGAAACAUCAUGGGCAACUGAGCAGGUGGCUGCAGGAGUAAGGAGAUUAAAAGCUGCCUUGACCCAGCAGCACUCUCAGGUAACAAAUGGAGAUACUGGGAAGGGACAAGCAAGUGGACUGGUUAGGACACAGUCAGAGGAAGCACGACCGCAGUCACUGCAGCAGCCUGCUACAUCUACUACUGAAACACCGGCUUCUCCAGCUCAGCCUGCACCACAAACUCCAAAUACAGGGGGUCGCCGAAGAAGAGCUGCAAAUGAAGAUCCUGAUGAGAAAAGGCGGAAAUUCCUAGAAAGGAACAGGGCAGCUGCAUCAAGAUGUAGACAAAAAAGGAAAGUAUGGGUCCAGUCUUUGGAGAAGAAGGCAGAAGACCUGAGCUCAUUAAAUGGCCAACUACAGAAUGAAGUCACCCUGCUGAGAAAUGAAGUGGCGCAGCUGAAACAGCUUCUUCUGGCUCAUAAAGAUUGCCCUGUAACAGCCAUGCAGAAGAAAUCUGGCUAUCAUACCACAGAUAAAGACGAUAGUUCUGAAGACAUUUCCGUGCCAAAUAGCCCCCACACAGAAGCUAUCCAGCAUAGCUCAGUCAGCACUUCCAAUGGAGUAAGCUCAACCUCCAAGGCAGAAGCGGUGGCUACGUCGGUCCUCACCCCGAUGGCAGACCAGAGCACAGAGCCCGUGCUUUCGCAGAUUGUAAUGGCUCCUCCGUCCCAAUCACAGCCUUCCGGAAGUUGAUUAAAAACUUGCAUUGCUUUUAGAUAUUCCUUAGCAACUUCAAAGGGAAACCAAGGAGAGCAGCCUUCAUCUAGGAGAAAUCUGUAGUUUAAAAAUUAUUCAUCUGUAAAAUUCAAACUUGAAUUUGGCUUUGAAAGUUGGCAAACAGGAAUUGCACAGCAGGUUCUACUCUCUUAAUAGACACCCAGGUUUGUUUUUCUUUCUUCAGAUUGGUCAUUAUUUUCAGUGCUUGUCAUGUAGUGUUGGUACAGUUAUGUACUUCUCUUUCAUUUGAUGGUGUUCCAGAGAUCAGUCACUUAAUGCUAACCCCCAAAACUGUGAUAGUAAUCUUGUAAUAUUUUAUACCAAAGUUCUGCAUAGAUUCCUAUUGACUUUGUAAAGUCUACAAGAUCAAAAAGCACUAGGCAAGAGAAAAAAGACAGGAACAGUAAAUUUGCUUUUAGUCUUUUUGCCUUUAUAUUGUUUUGCACAUUAUGAGAGGAAAAACAUUGGGAGAAUAUGUUUGAUUAUAUUGUUGUAGCAUUUUCUUUUGCUUUUUAACUGUUUGGGUGUUUUAAAGAAUUUUGUUUAACAGGGCCAGUACAGUAUAUAAUAUACAGUACUUUUAUGCACAUACAUAAUCUUGAUCAGGGUCAUUGCUAGCUAGAUUUUGUGCUUUUUUUCAAACAAAUGUCAUCUUAGCUAACACUUCCAUUUUUAAAAUCAGAAACUUCAUUUUUGCUGCAAAAAGAAAAACUGCAGCGACCCUUUUCUUAUGAAAGUAACAAAGAACAGCAGACAGACACACAACAGCGUUAUGAAAGAUGGAAUACCUUUUCAAAGCUAACUUGAUAUUUUGUGGUUUCUUGAGUCUUAAAGUGAGGAGCUAAUUCAUACUUCAAUAUGGUGUGGAUGCCAGGAAAGUUUAAAGUUCUCUCAUCAAACAACUCAAGAUUACAUUUUUGUUGUUGUCUUGUAUUUGCAAGGUAACUUGUACUUUAUUCUUGUGUAAGCACUGUCAUCUUUUAGUAGCAAAAUUUUGAUACCUUUCUUGUUGGGGGUGGGGGAAUCAAUUAUCUACCAUACCGUGGAAACAAUGUAAUUAUAGUGCGGGGUGUGCGCAUGUGUGUAUGUAUGAGAGAGAGUGUGAGAGAGAAAGAGAGAGUGGUUUACUAGUAUAUGCCAGCAGUCUGUGCUUGAAUGUUUAAAGAUGCCUUCAGUGUGAUGCUGGCUUGAUAGAUGUUUGCAGUUUUGAAAUGUUAUUUACUGUGUGAACUUGGAUAACUAACAUUCCAUGAUGUAGUUUGUUUCUGAUGAGAUGAUUGUAGGUACAGUUCUUCUCAUUAUCCAAUCAUCUGUAGGAUAUUGAGUUUUUUUAAUGUGCCAUUAUCUAUUUUAAUUCUGUACUCAUGUUAAAAAGUAUACUAUUUUAUGAUUAACUUGUAAAAGCUCAAAAAAUAUGUGUGUGCUUUCACAUCAGAAAAUGUUGUAUAACAGCAAAGUACACAGUAGCAACAUCUGGCAGUAGAAAGCAAGUUCCAUUAUGUAUAUAACAAACAUUUAAUGCAUUUAUUGUGGGUUGUGUAACUCAUUUGUUCUAUGCUCUGUUUUAACCCAGGGUGCCAUCAAACUAUGAAAUGAAGCAUUCAGUUUUAAAUCAUUGAAUUGUAAUUGGUGGUAAUGGCAGAGAACAACUUUAAUUUGAAUGAUGUACAACCAAACAAGAAUGGAAGCUGGACAAAGUUAUCAAAUUAUGUAUAUAUCAUUUCAGUGCUUUGUCCAAAAAUAAGAAUUUAAAUAUUUUGUGUAUUAAAAAUGUAAGGAAACAGGUUUUUGCGUAGUCUGCAAAACAUUGUUCUAAAUACAUUUAUCAUGUUUAAAAGGAAUUUAAUUUUGAAAACAAAUUUUCAGAAUUUAAAGAACAAAACCCACAGAUCUUCAAUAUAAAAUGUGAAUUCUACAAGAAACCGCUGCAGAUCGUUGCCCUGAUCCAGUCAAAUCAUGCUGAAUGGGGAUAUACCCCAACCAAAAGCAAGUUGAGGGCAUCCACAUUCAUACACAAACCCAGUCCCUGACCUUGUGAGUUAAUUAGGAACACAGAAGCCUGCUUCUACACACAUUUCCUUAUCUGGACUGGGGCGAUUGUCUCCCACUGUGGAUUGGAUGAACCAGGUAGCUUAAUUUGGUUCUGUUUGCUCCCUUCAGUAGGAUGGGCAUAAUGACCUGGCACUGCUGUGCUCUUCUACCUCCCUUCAUUUCCUCACUGGAAUGAAUGGUGUUUGUGCAGUAGCAAUGCCUGGUGCUGUAUAAGGCAUUUCUAUUUUUAAACCUUAUUUAAUAUAAAACGGUUGGCUUUUUUUUAAGUAAUAAAGCUGUUGCUGUUGUAAAGUAAAUCUAAAUAUGUGUAAGGAGAUAUGUAAAUGAUUUUAAUGGAGGGGCUAGUGAAAAUCCUAUCUAUGUUCAGCCAACAGAAAAGUUGUACAAGCAUAGAUUCCAUUUUAAAAUGUAUGUCACACUACUUCUGUAUUUCUCAUUUGAGAUUCUUGCGUUUGACAUGUUUCACAAACUGUACAGUUUUCUUCAGUGUGCAGUUUGCAUGAGUAAAUCAUCAGAGAAUAAAAUCUAUCUUUAAAUUGUA